Planococcus citri (citrus mealybug) is the source of this 6244-nucleotide messenger RNA. It is a transcript of the gene Rbp6, whose product is annotated as RNA-binding protein 6. Gene Ontology annotation, biological process: regulation of translation. The coding region runs from base 500 to 1888 and encodes 462 amino acids. The transcript is spliced from 16 exons. Gene Ontology annotation, molecular function: mRNA binding. Gene Ontology annotation, cellular component: cytoplasm. Lineage: Eukaryota; Metazoa; Arthropoda; Insecta; Hemiptera; Pseudococcidae. The record is from RefSeq and is a predicted model, not a curated record.
GAGAGCAGCUGUUCCUGCUUUACUUUUUUGUCGAACAGUCCUGGUGGUACGGUAUACGUUCGGGGUUUUUCUGGAAAGCGUUUUAUCUUUACGCUCGUUCGACAUUGUUCCCGAUUUCAGUUUAUUUGGCACUACACAGAUAACGACGCCAGUUGGAGUUUUGAACCGGCCGACUAGUCGGUCUUUAGGCGUCGUAGCGUUUAGACAUACAUAUUAGUGCCGUAGUUUUUUCACUUGUAAUUCUCAUUGGUUUUUUUCGCGAGUUCGCGAACUUGUUAUACAUUAUUUUUUAUGAUAUUUUCAUUUUUUUUUCAAUUUUUUAUCCGCCGGAAUAAGUAUUUAAAAUUUAGAAAAAAUAAUUCAUCCAUCGUAAUUUCACUGAUGUUUUGAUAGUUGGUUUCUGGUUUGUUGUGUGCAAUUUGUUGUGUGUAUCAGUUCGGUUCGAAUAUUCCGGAAGUGGUUUCGCGGAAAAGGCGAAUUUCUGUUCAUUCAUUUGAAGAUGGAUCAUCAUCAUCAUCAAAAUGGUAUUCGAGGAGCUCCUUCCGAAGUACCCAAUGAUCCAGGAAAAAUGUUUAUCGGAGGUUUAAGUUGGCAAACAACUCCAGAGUCAUUAAAAGAAUAUUUUAGUAAAUUUGGCGAAGUAACAGAAGUAAUGGUGAUGAAAGAUCCUACUACACGCCGAUCGAGGGGGUUCGGAUUUGUUACUUUCGCAGAAGCUUCUAGCGUAGAUAAAGUAUUAGCAAUUGUUACUCAUGAUUUAGACGGCAAAAAGAUCGAUCCAAAAGUAGCUUUUCCUAGAAGAGCACAUCCAAAAAUGGUUACCAGAACGAAAAAAAUAUUCGUCGGUGGAUUAUCCGCCGCAACCUCUUUAGAAGAUGUCAAAAACUAUUUCGAACAAUUCGGCUCGAUUGAAGAUGCUAUGUUAAUGUUCGAUAAACAAACGAAUAGACAUAGAGGAUUUGGUUUUGUCACCUUCCAUUCAGAAGAUGUUGUUGAAAAAGUCUGUGAAAUACAUUUCCAUGAAAUUAAUAAUAAAAUGGUGGAAUGUAAAAAAGCACAGCCUAAAGAAGUCAUGUUACCGGUUGCAGUUGCAAAAUCUCGUUUACCUGGCAGAGGGGCAUACGACUUUAUGUGGCCUUUAGGAACGCUACCAGAUGGUUUUCCAGCUGCAGCUUACGCAGCAUAUGCCACAAAUCGCGGAGCGUACUCCGGCUACCCUAGUUUUGGACUGCCAUACCAUCCAGCAGGAUACCCUAGUUACGGAUACUACCCAAAUCCUGGAGCAGCAGCUGGUGCUCCUGCUCCUCCACCACCUGUAACCACCACACCUAGUAAUGUUGAACGAGGCACAACAACGUAUUAUGAUUUCCAACAAAAUGCAUCAGCUCCAGCAAUUCGUAAUGAUUCGCCUUUACAUCGUGGUGAUUCGGGUCAAGUAAAUAAUACUGUAACUUACCGAUCCCAACGUAAAGCACCGCCACCUCAACCAAUACUGAUGCGCUCAGAUAUGUAUUCGGGGGACGAACGAGUUAAAACUUAUGUCACAGUUGACUUAACGAAUGGUCAGAUGACACCAAACAAUAACAAUCCAAUGUUAACGCAAGCACUUUCAGUUAUGAGCAAUUAUCAAGCUGUAGCAGCUCAAGGUUUUGCUCCACCAACUUCCCCUCACCAAGCCACAAAUAGAGCAGGAUACCCUGCAACGAAUACCUCACCAGGCCCUUUAACUGAAAUUUAUAAUUCAACUAACGCGGAAAACGUCGCCAAUUAUGUUCAAGCAGCAUCACCUCAACCAUCCGGAUUCCCUCCGAUCGGAGUAUCGCGAGCACCAAUCAGCUACAAUCCAGGCCCAUUAAUUCCAGCGGCUUUUACCAAUGGCUACCAUUGAACGUAUGCAUGUAAUAUUUAAGCAGUAAUUAAAAGCAAUACUUUCCCUGCAGGUACAGUGUGAAACGUUGUGCUGGCAGGUGUAUUAACGGAAGCAAUCUUUUUAAAAGCAAUAUAUUCCCAUUGCCAAUCCCUCUUCCCUUUUUAAUUUAUUUUUAAGGUGCAAUUAAUCUUCUUAUUUUUAAGGCACAUUAGUUAUCUUUAAGAAACCCUGCGUCAGUGUUAUUAUUUAUUCGAACAGUAAGUAUCAAUUGUUGUAUGUGUUAAACGAUAAGACGAUUUUUAAGAUUUUUUUGUACGUUUUAGUUAUGUUUUUUUGUUUAUGUUUUUUGCGAAACGAAAUACGUAAAGUUGUUUUUUGUUUUUAUCAUGACAGUUUCAGGUUAGCUAUAGGCUAUACUCUUUCACAUAAAUAUUAAAUAUCAUGAAAUAUAAACUCGUUCAUUGUUGUUGAAAAUAAACUGAACUGCAAUUCUUUUUUACCUGAAUUAUUUUUUCCUUUUUUUUUGCAAUUUUUUUCAAGUGUAAUUAAGAAAUAGGUAUUAUUGUAAAUUCAUCAACUUUGUUUAUUAAACGUGAAUUUAAAAAUUCAUUUCAAUUAACUGUACAUAAUUCCUGUGCUGUAACUUGUACAUUGAUGUAAAAAAAUUUACCUUUUUCAUUUAACAAAUUUCAUGUCGAGUAAUGUUUAAUUUGAUCUUAUGAUCUUGAAUCGUGUUUAAAUUAUUUUAAAUACUAAAUUUGACGAUAAUACCAUUUCAACUUCUCCCCACCCUAUUUUUUUGUCGUUUUGAUUUUUUAAAUUCCCUUUUUUUGUUUGUUUUCUUGUUUUGUUUGUUUGUUUGUUUAUUUUUUUAAUGGUUGAAAUAAAGUUAUUAUUAAUUACUUACCUACCCUACUUACCUACAUUGCAUGCGUGGUUUUAAUUUCGGCCAAAUUUUGUAUAAAUGAGCGAAUCGAAUAAAUUUUCAAUUUUUUUCCUUAGAUAUGUAAUUCUGUUUGAAGUAUUUUUAUUACACAUUCGUUGAUGAAAAAUAUAUUUAGCUGUGUAUCAGUUGAACGAAAAUUCUCCUUCGUGGCAGAAACAUUUUUUAACGAAAUUGUCAAAUAAAAGUUCCUAUUUGUUUUUAAUACAUUUUCGACGAAAUUAUUUUCCAUGUUCAGCUAUUAACAUAAUUAUUACCUACUGUGUUUUUUUUGUUUUUUUUUUUUUUGCGAACAAAAAAAAUGUUGAAAAAAAUGAUAAUCCUUUACAUACUCGCUUAUUGCAUAAAUUUAUACACUUAUCAAAAAAACAAAAAAAAAAAACUAUAAGCCUACUUCUGCUUGAAGGGUAAGACUGAAAAUGUAACGACAUGCAAUUGUAUGUUUUACGCAGGUUUCAAAUUAAACAUCUGUUUUGGUCAAUUUAUAACUUAUAUUUUUUGCCCCUUAUUUAUAGUAAAACUGGACCAUGGGUCUGUUAUUGCUCCUUCUGUUAAAAAUUGUUAAAAAUUAUAAUUUAUAAGUUAAUUGAUUCGACUAUAUUGUUAAGUGUGUAUUGUUUAUUUAACCGGAAAAUUGAAAUUGCGAACGACUAAACAAUUUAAUACCUAUACCUAACGAUAAAACAUUUACUUUUACGAAAUCUAUUCGGUUACUUCAUUUGGAAGGGGAAAAGUCGUUUUAAUUAAGAAUUGAAAUUUGAUACGAUUAGGCACGGGAUAUAAUUGCAAAAAAAUUUCGAAAAAUGGUACUUAUUUUGAUUUUUUUCCUAUGGAAGUCGAAUAGGUAAAUAAAUUAUUAUUAUUUUGUGUAUUAUGUUAUAUUAUAUUUCAUAUCUCUGUGAUCAACUCAAUCGUUUAUUUUGUGAUGUGUAAUAAAAUUUUUAAAUGAAAUGAUGCCUAAAAAGGAGAUGAAAAUUGAGUUGUGUUUGCGCACCGAAAAUUUUCCUAUUGUUUGUCGAAUUACGUUACGGAAAGUGUUUUCCAUCAAAAAUCGUCACUAUUAUGAACGAAUUUGUACGAUAUUUGAUUUCAUUGAUCUCAUAGUGAAAUUUUAUAAUAAAGUUAUAACGUUUAGUUAAUUUUUUCGAUUAAAAAAAAUUAAGACACUAAUUCGUCAUUUAACAAUACGUACAAUCGAUUUUUUGUUUUAUAAAAUAAACUCGUGUUUUUCUUAUACAGAGGCGUAGCGUAGGUUAGAAUUUUGUACGUUUGUGACAAUUUACGCUGUAAAUUUUUUUAUUGUUGAAUGAUAAAUUUCCUUGUCUUCCCAACGCUACGCCACUGCCUUGAAAUAGUUUUGGAAAAAAAAAGAUUUUUAUCAUUUGUUGGCUUUUUAAAAACAUCUCUAUGAAGUUUUUUCUUUUUUUAAUAUGUUGAUUAUUUUUUAAGUUUACAAAUUUUAAUUGUUAAGGAUUUAACGCUGUUUUCAUUUCUCUCUUUAUAAGAUACCUUAUUUUAUAAGAAUAAAAAGACCAGAUUUUAAUACGAAAUGGAGUAUCGUGGUUUUCAAAAUAUUUAUGUACGUUAUUGAAUUAUCUACAUAGGUAAAAAUGUAAGAUAACAGAAUGCUUUUGGUUUUUUUUUUUUCAUUUCGUUUUUCUUUCAUUUCAAGUAAUCAUAAAUUAUUUUAUAAUUUUUACAAAUUAGCGUGCCGAUAUCAUACUGCUAUAACAGAAACUUAAGUUUUAUUUAUUUGGUUUUUUUUUCAUUCCAUCAACUUUUAUUUUAUGUGCAGCGUUUGAAAAUUUGUACAGUUUAUAGCGUAUUAAUGAAAUCAUUGAAUCAUGCACCCGUGUGUAUUUUAUGCGCAGAAACAUAAGAAAUUUCCGCCGCUUUUACGUAUUUGAAAAAAUUUUCAACACUUCAUUGUAUACAUACCAAAUGUUACAAAUGUGUUCUUAUUUAUUUAUUUAUUUAUUUUAAGAAAUUUUUUGUUACAGUUUUGUGUUUUUCUACUUCAUUUUUUGGGUAUAUAAUUAAUAACGUUAUUUUGUUAACUUAUGUUUUGUUGUGCUUAAGUUAUAAUUUAACCUGAGGUACCUAAGUAUAUAUUGAAUGCCGAUCACCUGAACAUUUUCAGUUUUAAACAAAUUGUAUCAUUUUCCUAGUCAAAUAUUUUUUUAAGGUUAUACCUGUUCAUAUGUAUAGGUAUCUGCAUGAUAAAGUGAAUUGAAAGGUAAAAAAAAAUUAAAACAUAUUUCGAUGAUGAGAUAAAUGGCAUUCAUAACCAUCUCUUAUUUUAUGCAAUAAAAAACGAUAACUUUCAAUUUCAAAAAUAUCCUGCGUAUUAGAAGCAUUUACCCCCUCCCCAAAAAAAGCAAUAUAAUUCGUUAUUUGCGCUGGAUAAAUACUGAUUUUGAAAUGGUGCUUUAUUUUUUCAUGUAAUUCCAUCGUAUAUACCAGUUGAGUUUAAUUUAUGAAUUUCCAUCUUUUUUUUCUGCCAAUAAAAUCAAAAAAUAUAAAUGUCAACUUACAAAGUUGACAUUAGCUCAGUUGAAUGUUAUUAUAAAGAAAACUCCUACAUGUUACCUUCUUUAUUUUUAUAUUUACAAUAAAAAAAUAGCUUUCAUUUAGAGUAGAUUGGUUGAAAUAUCUAGAGAAAAAAACUACCUAAUUAGAAAAUUUUUCUUCAAUAGCAAUGAAAAAAUGCGCAAGUUUUUUUUUUUUGUAAAUAUACUGAUUAAAAAAUGAAUAAAAUUUUGAGUUACCAUUUACAUUUUAAAAUGUACGUAUGAAAAAGCAAUUGUAUUUAAAAAGAUGCAGAUUAUUACGUUAUCCUAUUUUUAAUUUCUUCAAUGUAUACCUACUUACAGCAGAAUAAGAAGCAACGAUUGAGCAGCAAUACUGUUUUUAAAAAAUUGUUUUACGCUUUGUUUUUUUUUCUUUGGUCAACUUAUGUUAUUUGUUCAUUCGUGAUUUUUUUAUCGAUAUAUUACGAAUUCUAUUUUCGCUUUUGUACUAUAAGUAUUACUGUUAAUUCACUUUUUUUUUUUUUUUUUUUUUUUUUUUAAAUGAAAAGUAAAGCAAUAAUGAUAAAAUUUCAAAGAUCUCUUUGUAAUAUUUUCGAAUACAAAGUUUUGAAAUUUUUCAUCAUAUUUUUAAAGGUACCGAUACUCCAAGAUUUUUUUCUAUUUUCUUUUGUUACUUAUCGUAUUUAUCGGGUAUCAAAUUAAUACCUUGAUUAGGGAAUUCAAUAAAGCAUAAGCAAUAGUAAAAGUAAGCCAUCAUCGUAUCUGUUAAGUUUGUAUUUAUAAGUACAUAAUAUAUUAAUAGUUGAAUUAUUUGAGUAAUUCUUUGUAUAUAUGAGUUCCCUGUUGAUUAAAAACCUUUGUAACGAUUAUGUUAUAUUGAAUAAAAAGACUUCGCUGUUC